Molecule: messenger RNA, 3642 nt
Organism: Alternaria conjuncta
Lineage: Eukaryota; Fungi; Ascomycota; Dothideomycetes; Pleosporales; Pleosporaceae
Exons: 2
Coding region: 1-3642 (1213 amino acids)
Biological process (GO): mitotic sister chromatid cohesion
Cellular component (GO): chromosome
Molecular function (GO): protein binding; ATP hydrolysis activity; ATP binding
Source: RefSeq, a predicted model, not a curated record
AUGGGGUACAUCAAGCAGAUCACGAUUCAGGGUUUCAAGAGCUACAAGGAGCAGAUGCAAAUCGAGCCCUUCUCGCCCAAUUGCAAUGUCGUCGUUGGCCGUAAUGGAUCGGGAAAGAGUAACUUCUUCGCCGCCGUGCGCUUUGUGCUAGGCGACGAUUACCACAACUUGGGUCGUGAAGAGCGUCAGGCGCUGCUGCACGAAGGAUCCGGCUCAGCAGUCAUGUCAGCAUAUGUCGAGGUAUGCUUCGACAACACCGAAGACCGCUUCCAGACUGGCAAACCCGAGUUCUUUCUCCGCCGUACCAUCGGCGCAAAGAAGGACGAGUAUUCAGUCAACCGCAAGAACGCUACCAAAUCCGAAGUCAUGCAGAUCCUCGAAUCCGCUGGCUUCUCGCGAUCGAACCCCUACUACAUCGUCCCGCAAGGUCGUGUCACGGCGCUCACCAACAUGAAAGACUCUGAGCGCUUGAAGCUGCUGAAAGAGAUCUCCGGCUCCAACGUCUACGAAGAGCGACGCGCCAACAGUCUCAAGCUUCUGUCCGAGACCGAAAACAAAUGCGGAGCUGUCGAUAGUGUAAUCGACUCCAUCAACGGGCGUCUAAACGAACUCGAGGGCGAGAAGGAGGAAUUGGAAGCGUGGAGCCGGAAUGACAAGGAGCGCCGGUCGUUGAUGUACAUUUUGAAGUCCCGGGAGGAGGCUGACCUAGAAGCCUUGAUUGAGAAGAUCGACCAUAUGGAGAACCAGGGUCGUGAGAUGAAGGAGGCCGACGAGGCAGCAUUCGUACAGACCGAAGCCGACAUCGCGCAGAUCGACACGGAUAUCAACAGGCGAAGAGGCGACUUAGACAUUCUGCGGGAAGAUCGCGUGCAGUCUGAACAAGAACGCAAGUCAGCGACACUGGAGAAGGCCAAGAUCGAGCUCGAGCUCAAAUCGUUGCAGGAUAACCAGUCGGCAGCCCAACGAACGAAGAAGUCGCGGGAUACACAAACGAAGUCACUCCAACAACAGAUACGCGCACGAGAGACCGAACUCAAGAAGCUGAUACCCCAAUACAACGCAAAGAAAGAAGAGGAAGAAGCCGUCAGAUCACAAUUGCUAGAAGCUGAAGGCCAACAGAAGCGUCUCGAGGAAAAGCAGGGUCGGACAGCUUUCUUUACAACCAAACGACAACGAGACGAUGCAUUGCGCGCUCAAAUCGAAGAGUGCAAUGCUGACCUUAGCCGCCGCAAGGCUGUUCUCAUGCAGACUAAUGAAGAGAUUACUCAACUGGAGAGCGACGUUGAGCGUCUUGAAACCGAGAUCGCUGAACUACGAUCAACCAUUGAAAGCGAAGGAGACGCUAGUGUCAACCUUUCAGCCAAAGUCGAGCAAGCAAAGGAUGCCUACAAAGCUGUACACGACGAGCAGACGAACCUCUACCGAGAAGACAACAGGGUCAAUACUCAACUAACAAACGCGCAAGCCGAGCUUCGGAAAGCAGAAAGCACGUUCUCUCGACUGCUUGAUCAUGGCACUAGUCGUGGUCUGGAGUCUCUUCGUAGAUACCAAAAAGAGGGGGGGCUAGAGGGGGUGCAUGGUACCAUUGCAGACCUACUCGAUGUCAACAACGACUACAGAGCCGUGACCGAAGCAGCAGCUGAGGGUGCGCUCUUUAACGUUGUCGUGGAUAACGAUGAAGUCUCCAGUAAGCUGAUUGAUCGGCUCAUCAAAGACAAGGGCGGGCGUAUUACUUUCAUUCCCCUCAAUCGCAUCCGGGCUCAUGACAUGAACCUUCCUGCGACCGGGGACAUGCAGCCACUUUUGCCAAAGUUGAGGUACGACGAAAGAUUCGAGGAUGCUUUCAGACACGUGUUCGGCAAGAUCGUUGUCUGCCCUGACUUGACUGCGUGCAAGAAGAACGCAAAGCAAUACAACGUUCGUGCGUACACUCUUGACGGAGAUAACGCUUCGCGCAAGGGUCAAUACCGAGGAGGUUACCACGACCCGUCCAAGUCAAAGAUUCGGGCUUACCAAACAUUGGCCGAGAUCCGCACACAAUACGAUGAGCUGCAGCAGCGGAAGCGAGAUAUUGCCACCGAACUUGAGCAAAAGCGUCAACAGCUCACUGCAGCACUCAGUGAGGUUCGACGGCGGGAAUACGAGAAGGACAAGGGCGAAAACAGCUAUGCGCCUAUGCGGGAAGAAGUACGAAUGAAGCAAAGGACCCUUCGAGACACACAGGACAGCCUUGCGAGAAAGAGGAUGACCGCUUCAGCACUUCAGUCAACAAUCAAUCAGCUCGGCGCGCAACAGAGUGACUGGGAGGCUGAGAUUGCUUCCAAGUUUGAGAAAGCACUGUCCAAUGACGAGGAGCAAAUGUUGAUCACACUUCGAAGCACUGUACAAGACUUGAAGCGACAAUUCGCACGAGCCAAGGAAGAGCGCGCCAUGCUAGAAUCCCAAAAGGACGAGGCUGAGCUCGAUCUCACAGAAAAUCUGCAGCCAGAGCUGGAUAACAUCCUGUCACAACAGGGCGGCGCAGGCGGGUCUACGGGCCAGUCGACGCGUUUACGAGAAUGUGAACGAGCUCUAGAUGCUGUCAAUCAAACCAUCGCGGACCUCGACCAACAGAUCCAAGAAACCGACGCCCAGAUUGAAGACAUCCGGGCCCAGUUGAGCGAGCUGGAGAACUCAAGAAACGAAAAGGAAGCUAGCAAUAGGCAAUUGGCAAAGGCUAUGGCUAGGCAAGAGCAGGCCAUGUCCAAGAAGGACUCCGAUCGUAGUCGUUACACAGACCGACUAGCGGAAGUCAAGCGGGAUAUCCGUGAUCUGGGUACCCUUCCUGAAGAUGUCAAUCGGAAAUACACUCGAUGGGACACCACAAAGGUUACCAAAGAACUCACCAAGGCCAACCAAGCCCUCAAGAGCUUCGCCCACGUCAACAAGAAAGCAUUCGAACAUUACGAGAACUUUACGCGUCAGCGACGUACCCUCACCGAACGCCGCGCCGAACUGGACACAUCACGCAAAUCCAUCGAGAAUCUCAUCGAUGUGCUAGACCAGCGCAAAGAUGAGGCUAUCGCGCGUACCUUCAAGCAAGUCGCCGCAGCUUUCGGCGAAGUUUUCCAGCAACUCGUUCCCAUCGGCCGCGGUCGCCUCAUCAUCAACCGCAAAUCCGACCGCGACGCACGUGGGGACAUCUCCGAUGACGACGAUAUGGAAGAACAAGAGACCCAAGGGAAGAAGAGUAAGGUCGAAGAGUACACAGGUGUGAGCAUCGCUGUAUCCUUCAACAGCAAGCACGACGAGCAGCAAAAGAUCGGUCAGCUCUCUGGAGGUCAGAAGUCGCUCUGCGCGCUCGCCCUGAUCUUUGCUAUCCAAAAGUGCGAUCCCGCGCCGUUCUACCUCUUUGACGAAAUCGAUGCCAAUCUCGACGCGCAGUAUCGAACUGCUGUUGCGCAGAUGCUGGAGCGGUUGAGUGGUCAUGGUGGAAAGAACGCGGAUGGAGGUGGUCAGUUUAUCUGCACGACUUUCAGGCCUGAGAUGGUACACGUGGCGGAUCGAUGCUAUGGUGUUACCUACACGAACAAGACGAGUAGCAUCGAUGUUGUUGAUAGAGAAGCGGCGCUUGAGUUUGUCGAAGGUAUGCAGAAGGCUUAA